UGGCGAACUGACGGGCAAGAGAUUCUAUGAUGACUAAGCGAAUUUUUCUUCAAAGCGUAAAAGCUAGAGUAAAAUCAAAACUUUGGUUGUCUCUUGACGUUGGAACUUGAAAAUAUUAUUUGCUGAAAAUAUUCAUGGAAGGAAAACGAUCUAUAAAAAUGGAUCCAUUGUCACCUGGACCUUGUCUAGAUAUCAGUGAUGAUGAACUAGUGACUAUAUCAGUUAGAGAUUUAAACAGACAGUUGAAGUUACGUGGAUUAUCACGAGAAGAAAUAGUACGUAUGAAACAACGUAGACGUACGUUAAAAAAUAGAGGAUAUGCAGCCAGUUGUCGUAUCAAACGAAUUGAACAAAAGGAUGAAUUAGAAUCAGAGAAAACCCAAGAAUAUCGUGAUAUGGAAGCUAUGCAAGAAGACAAUAAUCGUAUGAGAGAAGAAAUAGAAUCGUGGCAUUCUAAAUAUCAAGCACUAAAAAAAUUUGCCCUAGAAAAAAAAAUUCACAUUCCACCUGAAUUAGAAACUAUGUAAAAUACUUAAGAUA
Eufriesea mexicana is the source of this 540-nucleotide messenger RNA. RefSeq names its product MAF bZIP transcription factor K (gene maf-S). Gene Ontology annotation, cellular component: nucleus. The transcript has 2 exons. The record is from RefSeq and is a predicted model, not a curated record. Bases 135 to 527 code for a protein of 130 amino acids. Gene Ontology annotation, biological process: regulation of transcription by RNA polymerase II. Gene Ontology annotation, molecular function: DNA-binding transcription factor activity, RNA polymerase II-specific; RNA polymerase II cis-regulatory region sequence-specific DNA binding. Lineage: Eukaryota; Metazoa; Arthropoda; Insecta; Hymenoptera; Apidae.